Molecule: messenger RNA, 2501 nt
Organism: Anopheles merus
Lineage: Eukaryota; Metazoa; Arthropoda; Insecta; Diptera; Culicidae
Gene: m-cup
Product: protein fem-1 homolog C
Exons: 3
Coding region: 244-2253 (669 amino acids)
Molecular function (GO): protein binding
Source: RefSeq, a predicted model, not a curated record
UUGACAGCUCGACCCAUGUCAAAACAAACUUCCAUAAAUAAAAAAUACAAAAGGUGAAAAGGUGUUCUUGUAAUUUUAUCAGAAGUUUAAUUUACAUUUUCUGUUUUCACUCCGAAAAUACUGUAAAUCUUUGAAGCAUAUACCUGGUUUCCGUAAUUGCGACAGUCUCUUUUUGCAUCGAUUAGUAGAGUUUCAAGGCAGCUAACCUUCGGAAACGAGUCUGGUGAACUGACUGAAGACCAAAUGGGAAAACUUACGACGAAUUCGUCGAAUUCAACAACGUCGUCGUCGUCAUCACCCGCGUCGAAGCAGGUGUACCAGCAUAGGACUUUGGAGCAGAUAGGAAAUGAUCUGCUGCAGGAAUGCAAAACAUGCACCGAAAACUCACGCCUCUCGCAAGGACUACGCGAGCGUUUGGAGCGACUUCCGAGGAAGAUGCGGAAGGAAGUUGUAAAACGUACGAGCGACGGCUGCUCACCACUUUUUAUCGCAUGUCGCCGAGGUAAUGUGUAUAUCACAGAAUAUUUGAUCACGGUAUGCGAAGCAGAUAGCGAACAGAAGGGUCUGUACGAGGUGCCAGAGGAUCGAUCGGUCCACUGCGUGACUCCUCUCUGGUGUGCAUGCGUUUCCGGCAAGCUUCCCGUUGUGAAGUGUCUUGUGCGUCUUGGUUCAAACAUCAAUGCCCUCUCGGAUACCGGAUCAACACCGUUACGUAGUGCUUGCUUUAUGACACACAUUGAUAUUGUGCAAUUUUUGGUGGAACACGGGGCGGAUAUCAGAAAGCCAAACUACAACGGUGGAACAUGUCUGAUCAAUUCCGUACAAUCGGUCACACUUUGUACAUACCUUAUCAGUAAAGGGGCAGAUGUUAAUGCCCGUGAUAUUCAGAACAAAACGGCACUACACUACGCUAUUCAGGAACAUCGACUGGAAACGGCUCAACUAUUGCUGGAACAUGGGGCCGAUCCAUUCGCCAAAUCGCACUACGGGGAUGAUGCACUACAAACUGCCUGCCUUAAGGGAGCCUACCACAUAUUUGAUUAUUUGAAAAAGCGCAUCAACUAUUCUGCCGAACGACUGGCAGACGCACACGAGCUGUUUGGGUCAACGCUUAUUGACGAUCUUAAUGUGACGCGCGGUGCCGUCCUUCAUUGGCGAAUGGCGCACCAGAUUCGCUUACGGGAAGCAGAGUAUAUCACCAAGAAACCUCCAGUCGAGCCGCGGGCGGCUUAUGGGUAUGCGACCGAGUUUACUACGAUACCGGAGCUGGACAAUAUUGCAGCAGACAUGGACGCAAUGCGGGUACAGAGCUUGCUAAUUUACGAACGCAUUCUCGGCAUCGACCAUCGCGAUACACUGUUCCGGUUGAUGUUUCGGGGUGCGUCUUAUGCUGAUGCACAUCGCUUUCAGCGUUGUAUUGAUCUGUGGCUGCUGGCACUACAGGUGCGGGUACAAAAAUACUCCAUCCUGUACUCGGACACGUGCUUAACGGCACAGGCCCUGGUACGAUUGAUGCUAGACCUUAUCGAUGGGUACGACGAAAUGAUGCCCGUUGAGUUAUACGAGGGAAGUGUCCCGCGUUUCGAGGAUGUCUAUGCCGUUUUCAGCAUCCUUACAGCAAACAUAGCCGUGGCCCAGCAGCUCAUCAGCAUCCGGCCGGUGCAUCGGAAGCAGCAGGAAAACUUUGAUCGCGUUAUAAAAUGUCUUACGCAUCUGAUGUAUCUAAUGCUAGCCACAGCCAAAACGGAUGCAGACCGUUCUGCAAUCUACAAAUCGGUGCACACGCUUGUAUGCAGCCAAGUUCGCAGCGCCAUCACCAACGACACACUACUGCACCUAUCCGUCUCGCGCCUGAACGUGAUAAGAAGUGGCUACUUCAGCGACGAUUCCAACUCUCUUAGAAUCGUGUUUCCCAGUUUGAACGUGGCCAAACUGCUGCUCGACUGUGGAGCCGAUGUGAAUGCGAAAAAUGAAUCCAAAUCAACACCGCUUUUGGUAGCUGCUAUGCCUUACAACUACGACCGAGAUGUAAUUUACACACUGCUUGAGUACGGAGCACAUCUGGAUGAACCGAAUCGGCACGAUGAUCGUCCAUUGAAUUUGAUACGCAACAAUCCCAUCAACGACAUUCCGACGGUAAACUACCUUCCACUGAAGUGUCUCUGCUCGACGGUGAUCGUACGAUUUGGCAUACCGUAUCGUAACCAGAUACCGCGUACACUUGAGGAGUUUGUCAAACGGCAUGAACCGUAGAUAAAUCAGUCGGUACAACCGCAUUAAAGCAAAACAUGUUAGUGAGUACCAUUACACAAGUUACAAUUUUUACGGAACGAAAUCAUCGACUGUCGUUCGGUUUUGGUUCUGCUAAGUUUGAAAUCUGUGAUUCUUUUAGAAAACAGUCACUAGAAUUUGAUUCAAUGCAUUGCAAUGGUCGUCAUCAGAAGAUAGGAAAGAGCUGUUCGUCAAUUCAUUAGCAAUAAUUAGCACCUCGGAAAAGAAAA